UGCUUCGUGGCCAACAUGCAGCCAGCUGAUGCUCAUCGUUCGUGAUUCGUGACUACAGCCAUUGGCUUGGCUCCCUGCACUCACGUCGCUCCACUUGACUGCACACUCAACUCCAGACUCGUCUCUGAUCUCGACUCAUCCCUCCUGCUUUCCCCUCCUUUCUCUUUCCCCUCCAACAAAAGUUCGCAAAGUUCACGCAAGCAUGGCAUCGAAUCCACUUCGCAUCUUUCUGAUCGGCGGGCACGGUCGAGUAGCUCUGUCUUUCACCCGACAAGCCGUCUCGUCCGGUCACGCCAUCAUCUCCCAGAUUCGCAAUCCCGAUCACGCAUCGGACAUUACCAACUUCAAAGGCUCAGGCACCGUGCAACCUCUGCUGGAGAGCGUCGAGGAUUUGGAUGUGAACAGACUGAAAGGCUUGUUUGAGCAACACAAGCCCAACGUGAUCCUUUGGACCGCUGGCGCUGGCGGCAAAGGCGGAGAGGAAAGGACGAGAGCAGUCGAUAGAGAUGCGGCUAUUCGCGUCUUUGACGCCAUCGAGGCAUCGGGCAUCAGCAAGUCGAGCGAUUUCAUUCGCUUUGUGCUGCUCAGUGCCAUCGAUGUUCGCAACAUCGAGACGACCAAGCCGGACUGGUACACUCCCGAAGACUUUGAAAAGAGCGCAGGGAUGAGGAAAGCGUUGCCAGCAUACAUGCAAGCCAAGUACGAGGCGGAUCAGAACCUGUCUCAGCGCAAAGCCUUUCCGUGGACCGUCCUGCGUCCUUCUACGCUUCUCAACGACGCUGGCACUGGUCAAGUGGCAUUGGCAGAGAGGGGUCGAAUCGGAAUCUCGGUGCCAAGAGACGACGUGGCUGCUACUCUCCUCGCCAUCUCUGAGCUGCCUGUGCGACAGGCAGAUUCGCAAAUGUGGGACUUGACCGCUGGAAAAAAGGACGUAAAGAGCGCCGUGGAGAAUGCGGCGCAGCAGGCAAGAUCCGACUGGGUCGGGUGAAAUUUGUCAGCACUCUUUGUGCCUCGGCGCGCCACCUUGUAACAAAUGCAAUCGAUUGGACUUUUUGAGUGCGCCCCUCGCUCCCCUGCCAGCCAGCUGAAGAAUCCCACACGCUUCCUAGCCCUCCCACAACCCGGCAACCCAUUUACGCGGGUCAAGUGUUCAUUUCAUGUGAAUGUUCAGUAGUCGGCCUUUGGGACCGCUUCUGCAGGUGCUCCUUCCGCCUCACUCAGAAUCGCAG
Molecule: messenger RNA, 1229 nt
Organism: Ceraceosorus guamensis
Lineage: Eukaryota; Fungi; Basidiomycota; Exobasidiomycetes; Ceraceosorales; Ceraceosoraceae
Product: NAD(P)-binding protein
Exons: 3
Coding region: 203-988 (261 amino acids)
Source: RefSeq, a predicted model, not a curated record